Messenger RNA from Puccinia graminis f. sp. tritici CRL 75-36-700-3, 1104 nucleotides. RefSeq lists its product as uncharacterized. Bases 1 to 1104 code for a protein of 367 amino acids. The transcript is spliced from 3 exons. Lineage: Eukaryota; Fungi; Basidiomycota; Pucciniomycetes; Pucciniales; Pucciniaceae. The record is from RefSeq and is a predicted model, not a curated record.
AUGCUGCCUCCGCCAAUCAACCCCACCACCCUCAACCAAAUCGCGGCCCUGUGGAUGUGGAACCGACACAAACAAGCCCUCAAUCAGAAAAUCUAUAUCCGAGCCGACCGCACAGUGUUUGUCCGCCCCAAGCGCUGGGAGCCUUGGAACAACGACCGGCUUCCUCUCGUGCGGUUCAUUGAGUAUUUCCGAAUGUUGAGGGCCGAUUUUGCAUGGCUAAGUGACGAGCUGAGCAAGAAAUUGCAACAGGAUCCCCUCCGCCAGGGUGCUCCAUUAUCUGUUGAGGCUCAGGUGGUGGUGGGGCUCUAUCGUUUAGGCCAUGACGCAACUUACGUGAUGAUUUCACACGUUUUCAAUAUUGGGAAGGAAACGGCAGACAAAGCGACCGGUCGCUUUGUCCAAGCGGUUCUCAAGGUCCUGAGGCUGCGGACAAUCAGCUUUCCGGGGUUAGAUGCACACGACAAAUGGGACAAGAUCAUCAAGUCGUUUGAAUGGCGACAUGGCAUUCCGGACAGUGUAGGGGCUAUCAAUGGGACUCACAUCCUGUUUGCCAUUCCACCUUUGGAUGAGUGGAAGGGUUACAUUAAUCGGAAAAACUGGGUGUCCUUGGUGUUCCAGUGCGUGGUUGAUGGUGAUGGCAACUUCCGUGAUGUAUUUGGCGGCGGCGCGGGCUCCAUUCAUGAUACCCGGGUUUUCCGCCGGUCCAAUCUCUGGAUUAGUUUGAACAAUGCAUUGGGCCGACAAAUGAGGAUCCCACCGGGGACGCAUCUCAUCGGUGAUGCGGGCUACCCUUUGGAUGUGAACGUGCUCAUCCCAUACCCUUUGGUACUGAAAAACCGGUUCCGCAUCCUUCUCACCACUCAGAAGGCUAACCCGGUGCGUGCGAGAAGAACAGUGUUUGUUUGCAUGAUUCUACACAACCUAAUCUACAAACGCGGCUUGCUUUACUUGCAAGUUUGGGACGAACAAUCACGACACGAGUUACGCUUUGGAGAACUGCCCAGGCUCAAUGAACAUGAUCAGACCCCCCGCCUGCCUGGGGAAUCAUUGUGGACCAGGAGGGAUAGGAUCAGGGACAUGUUGUAUAGGCGCGAGGCUGGCUAG